This is a messenger RNA of Malaclemys terrapin pileata, 6910 nucleotides long. RefSeq names its product zinc finger protein 516 (gene ZNF516). Gene Ontology annotation, cellular component: nucleus. Gene Ontology annotation, molecular function: DNA-binding transcription factor activity, RNA polymerase II-specific; RNA polymerase II cis-regulatory region sequence-specific DNA binding. NCBI's taxonomy places the organism in Eukaryota, Metazoa, Chordata, Testudines, Emydidae. The transcript is spliced from 6 exons. Gene Ontology annotation, biological process: regulation of DNA-templated transcription. The record is from RefSeq and is a predicted model, not a curated record. Bases 416 to 4030 code for a protein of 1204 amino acids.
GCCAUGUACUGUAACACAAGAAGUUAAAGAGGCAGAGGGGAAACAGCCACCCCUCAACUUCUAGCCCUUAACAAAGGCAGAGGCAGGCAGGGAUCUGUCAAGAGACACAGGCGCCGAGAGGGGAGGAAAACACAACUGGGGGGGGGGCGCGGAGAGAUCCAGGGAGGCCCAAUUAAUGGAGGAGGAACGUUUUGAGGAGGCGAGGGAGGGGGCAACUGAGCUCAGGCGGCCCCAGCGUUGCCCUAUUGGAUUACGUGGGGAUCUCGUUGCUGGUGAAGCAUAGUGGCGUGCAAGGUGCUCAUUGCCAUCUGCUUACAAAACAUACAUGAAUAAAGUGACACCCCAGACUCUUUCGAGCAAUUGAUAGGGGAAACUUUAACCUGAGAAUGAAGAGAGAAACACUCAGCAGAACCGUAUGAUUGAAACCACAGCCCAGCCCUCUGCUGUUGGACAAGGCUUUGUCCUUUUGCCCUGCACGACCGAUGUUGCAGUAAUUCAGAUGGAUCGCAGCAAGGAGGCAGAGAUGGAAUUACGAAGAUCCUCUAGUCCCAGCAAGGUAAACAAGAGUGACAUUGAUGGAGACAAGUCCAUGUGCCACAGCUGCUGCAUCUGUGGCAAGAGUUUUCCUUUUCAGAGCUCCCUGUCUCAGCACAUGAGGAAGCACACAGGAGAGAAGCCCUAUAAAUGUCCUUACUGCGACCAUAGAGCUUCCCAAAAGGGCAAUCUGAAGAUACACAUUCGGAGUCACAGAACAGGCACUUUAAGUCAGGGGCAUGAGGUGGAGAUGGGAGAAGCACAGCUUGGAGAGAUGGGAGUCUCAGAAGGCCUUGACGGAUGCACCAGCCCCACCAAAAGUACAUCUGCCUGCAACAAGAUUCUGAACGGGGCAACUCAGGCAGACAACAGCAAGAUUUUGUUGAGAAGCAGCAAGAAGGAGCUUGUCACAGAGGCAUCACCUGCAGAAGCUGACAAGCUACCCACUUAUCAGUGCAUCUUCUGCAAAAACAAGUUUGAGAGAAAGAAAGACCUGGACCAGCACCUACAUCAAGUCCAUAAGCCGUACAAAUGCAGGCUUUGUAGCUACAUGACAUUAAGAGAAGAGACCCUGUUAAACCACAUAGAGAAAGACCAUAUUACAGCUCAAAUUCCAAAUGGGGAAACUUACACCGAGAAUUGCAAGAGUGAGCUGAAUGCAGGGGAAUUUCCUUGUGAAGUCUGUGGUCAGGCCUUCAGUCAAACCUGGUUUCUCAAAGCUCACAUGAAAAAGCAUAGAGGAUCGUUUGAUCAUGGAUGCCACAUUUGUGGCAGAAGAUUUAAAGAACCCUGGUUUCUCAAAAACCACAUGAAAUCACACGGUCCAAAGACGGGGAGCAAAAACAAACCAAAAAAUGAUUUAGAGCCCAUAGCCACUAUUAAUAAUGUGAUUCAGGAGGAAACAAUUGUGACUGGCUUAUCUCUGUAUGAAGUUUGCACCAAGUGUGGGAAUCUGUUUACAAAUAUGGAAAGCCUAAAAGCACACAAUGCUGUACACUUGAGAGCUCAAAGAAGCAGUAUUGAGAACAAAGCUGAGGGGUUAAUUGAUGGAAACCUAGAUCCAUCUGUAAAUAAGCAAUUUUUCUUACAGUGCCUGAAUCUGAGGCCAGCUGUAGGGAUAGAUAGAGUUACAAAUGGACAGCCUGGAAAAAGGGUAGCUGAGCUGGAUCCAGUCAGUAGCUACCAGGCCUGGCAGCUGGCCACCAAAGGAAAAGUAGCGGAGCCUUCUGAGUAUGUUAAAUAUGUGGGAUGGGAUGAAGUCCUUGCUGAUGCAGAUGUGACUUAUGACAAGGAUAAAAGAGAGUAUAUUCUUGUCAGCCAGGAGAAGCGCAAGCGAGAUCAGGAUUCACCCAGCUCCUCCAGCAACCCCAAGAAGAAAAGCUGUGUCAGUGGGCGCUUGGAGAAGAACAGCAAUGUGCAACAAGGAGAAAACUGUAUCCUUGCCCAGGGCGACCUGGACUACAGACCCUCCUCAAGGCAGAGCAGAAGGGCAUCCCAAAACAAGUCCACCGAGUGCUUUGAGUGCGGAAAGAUUUUCCGCACCUACCACCAAAUGGUGCUCCAUUCGCGGGUGCACAGGAAAGAACGCAGGAGCUGCAGUGAGAGUGGAACCGUUGCUCAGCCAGACCGGUAUGGAUCCAGCAGUGAAGAAGGGGAUUCUGGUUCUGUUAGUGGACCAAGCACUCCAGGCUCAGCGUCUGCCCCAGAAGAUUCUGUGACCUCUGGAAUGGGUGAGGAGGGUGCUGAGGACAGCUCUGAGGAAGGAGUACCUGAACCAUCACUAGGUAAAAAGCCAUACCACUGCAGUUUUUCCGAAGAGGGGGCAAUGGUAACAUCUCAGGUAGAAGAGCUUCCUAAAUUUGGAAGGGACAAUGCCAGAGAAAAAGAUGUCAAUGAAUCUAAACCAGAGCUAUCAACUUUGGUAUCUACCCUGGAAAACAAUAUCAAACGGCCUUUUUCAAAGUAUGAAGCUCAGAGAAAUUCUUCAGACUUAAAGAUGCCAGCAUUUCAACCUAGACAAGAGCUUCCUUGCUCCAGUAGUACUGCUGACUUUGCUUCAGGAGUGGGCCAGACAUCUUUAGAUGCGGUAGUAGACUUGAAAACCUCAUUGGAAAAGCAGGCUGGUCACCCUAAAGAAAAUUUCUCAGACUUGUGCAGGGAGCACCCUGUUCUCGAAAAAGGGAGAGAGGCACAAGAAAUGGUUCCACUAGAUUUAAGUGAAAAAUCAACGAGGGCUGAUUCAUGCAAUAAGGGUUUUACCUCAUCUUUGCAGGCUGAUUUGAUUGUCCACCCUUGUCCUUACUGCAAUCAUAAGACCUAUUACCCUGAAGUCCUGUGGAUGCACAAAAAAAUUUGGCACAAAGUCAGCUGUAACUCGAUGGCUCCACCAUGGAUUCAACAAAAUGGAUUCAAGAGUAUAAAAAACAACUUGGUUUUUCUGGCAAGAAGUGGACGCACUGGUCCUCCUCCAUCCCUUGGUGGUAAAGAAUGCCCACCUUUGCCUGUUGCCAGGUUUACACGCACUCAAGUUCCAAGUGCGUUGCCAGGAUCCAAAAGCAAUUCUUCCCCUGUUGGGAUGACUACAAAGCCUGGUAGUAUGCAUCAGUCUAAGGACAGCCAUUCAUUUGGCCACUGUGGUUCACGGUCGUCAGGUCUUGAUGGGUACAGGCAGCCCAAAUCAAACCAUACCCAGGAGCAGCACAGUAUAGCAGCACAACAACCUCAGCUUAAAGCUAAAUAUGAAGUAAACUCCAAACUGAUGCAAGCGGGAAGCUUUAGCAGAAGCCUAACACCCACCCAGACAGUCGUAUCAAGGCCCACCUCACAGCCUGCCAACAGUAAACAGGUAGAGAAGUAUAUGAUUCCCCAAGGAAGUGCUGGUUUUCACCCUUCAAGUAAGCACUGUGCAUCUGACCCGAUAAAAGCCAAAUUCAACCCACCGCCUCAGUAUCACCCUCUGUGUAAAACUGAGCAGUACACUAAACAUGAAGAUCAGUCAGUGCCUCAAUGGGAAUCUCACACCAAGGCUGGGAAUGAGAUGAGGACAUUGGCAAACUGCACAACAGGAACAAGAGCGAGUCCACUAAUGCAGCCUCAGCCUAGCACAGCAGGAGCUUCUCCAGCUUUACACUCCAUCAAACAAGAACCAGCAUCAGAGGGGCACGAGAAACGUUUGGACAUUUUUUUUAAGACCUACAUUCCAAAGGACCUUGCUUCGUUGUACCAAACCUGGGGUGCCAAUAGCCCUGUGCUGGAUCAUGCAGGGAUGCUUAGGACACAAACACGCCAAGGAGACUAUGUCUGCAUAGAAUGUGGAAAAUGCUUUAACCAGCACAGUCACUUCCGUACUCAUAUGAGGUCCCACACAGUGGUAUUUGAGUCUAAUGGACUCCGAGGUACUGAAGUUCACACCACCUCCGCAGAUGCCCCAAAACAAGGGAGAGACCAUUCCAAUGCAGAUAUUGUCCAUACAGUGCCUCUCAGAAAGGGAACCUAAAAACACAUGUACCGUGUGUGCACUGGUUACCCUUUGACAACAGUCAGUACCCUGAUCGGCGAUUCCAACAACCACAAAGUGAUGAUCCCAACAACCCUGCAGAAGAACAGCUGGAAAACUUCCCUACAAGCCAUCAAAUCUCUGGAGUCACUGUGCUAGAGUGAAAACAGUGCUCUGCUAGAAUGGAGAUGCCUCUGCACUGUUAAUCAUUUUAAAAUAAAUGAAGAUGCUACACAAGAUAUAUAUAAAUUGACGUACUAAUCAGUCCCAUGGUUCCUUAUUUCCUUUAUAAUAAACAGUGGAGUUGGCAAGCACUGUGGCAGUGCAAGGCAUCUAUAUUAAUCAAGAUAAGUUUGAGACACUGGAAUAAUUAAACUAUAUGUGAUUUGGACAGCGUGAAGAAUUUAAGUACUAUAACAAAAACCUCCCUGAUGCUCAGAAUGACUAUUUGAUACAUUUGAAAAAUAGCAGUGGAUUUGGGGGCUGAACAAGUAUUAAUUAAUGAAACUGCCGCUGCUUGUCAUGAGGAAAAAUAAACUUUUAAAAAGGAGGACGGGGAGGGGGAAAGAGGUGGCAUUUGGUGCUUUGGAGAGCAGUGCUUGAUGAAGGACUAAAGAGAAGACCAUCAUUCUACAAUGGUUUGUUUCAUUACAGUUUGGGGACCACUUGCAUUUCUAAGUCUCUUGUUCUUGACUGCGCACCAUUAAUAGUAUGUGAAUAUGGAAAUUGAAACACUUCCACAGAAAUGCUUAUAUUCUGCUUUGGAAAAGAAAAAGCUGGUUGAACACUAAGAAAAAUAGGCUUUGGUGUUUUACUCUCAGGACCUUUUUUGUAACAGGGCUACUUUCUUUGACCUGAUCACAAAGGAAGUCUGCACAUUUAAAAAAAUUAUUCAGCUGUUUAAAGCCGCUGAUCUGUACGUUUUUAAUAGAAAAGGAGUCGCUGAACAAGUUCAGGCUGACCUAGGCCCUUAGGGUACUGUACGCUCCUGUAUUUUUGUUCAGCAAGCCUGUUACCCUUCCUUUCUGGGCUUGGUGACAUUUUGAAAAGAUGACUAACUUCUUUUGUGGUGGCAGGUUAAUGUUCAUAUAAUGUGUCAUGUCUUGUACUUGGUGAUCACUGGUGGUGUUAGGAGGGAAAAAAAGAGCUUUAUAUACCUCUUCUACAGUAACUCUUUUAAAUGCAAGUUUUCAAGGUGGAGGUUGUGGCACAUAGGUUGGUAAACCAUGCAGUGUAAGCAAUUAACAAAAUGUAUUCCACAGAUAUAAAUAUUUUCUUUUCUCAUUGCUGUGACACUAUGUGUGAUGGUAAUAUUUCUGAGAGUUUCAGAUUUUGCACAUAUAAUUUUAUGCAUUAUCAAAAGUUACUGCUGCCUUGAAAGAAAAUGUUCUGUGAAAUUUUUUGCAAAAGCUUUACUAGGUGUUUUUUUUUAAUUGUAACAUUUUGUAAAGGCAGGAAAUGGAUUUAAAAAACUCGCAUGCUAAUUAUAUUUUUCAAAAAAAGCAAUAAUUUUACAUGUACAGAAAUGAUGCUAACCUUUAAUACCGGCGAGAGCAACAGUUUACUUAAUACAAUAAUGGAAUAGUGCUGUUUUUGUAGUAAAUGGGCUUCUGACACAAAGAUUUGUUUAAAAAAAAAAAACAAAAAACAUAAAGCGUGAUUUUUCUGUUCUAACCAUUUUUUUUGUUUGCUUGUUUUUUUGUAGGUUUUUUUUUUUUUUUUUUUUUUGGUUUGGUUUCAAACCUAGUCAAUAAUUGGUUCUGGCUAUUACUUGUUACUUGUUGUGAAUUACUUGACAGUUCUUGUUACUUUGCAACACUUGCAAAAAUGCAAAUAUAACUUUAUGUAAUUUUUUUUACUAAUUUUUCCUCAUACUUUUACACCAGAUGUAUAGCAGAAUUCUCUGUAGUCCUGGUGUAGUUAGGAAUGUCUGUGCAAAUACUUAUAAGUGACUGUCAUUGACUGUUUUGUAAAGUUAUUUUGAGGGAAGUCGCCAGACACAUUCCACUGUGUACACGCACACAGACACAUACACACAAAAUUGCUGUGUGGAUUAAUGACUGAUCAUCAUUUUGGGGUUUGCACUAGCUUUUUUGGUUGCUUUCUGAGUCAUUUUUUUCUUGGAUAAAAGUAAUGAUGACAGUUCAGGAAUGCACGAAAGCUAGUUGCUUAUCUUAUUUGUUUGUGUUUUAGUUAUUAAAAUCUCUUCUGUACCCAAAAUGGCACAAAAGUGUAGUGUACAUUUGUAAUUUUUUUAAAAUUUUUUUUCCUGUUUUGCAAGCUGAUACGGAAAAUCAUAGUUAAUAUUUAGAGCAAAUGUUGCUUUCUGGAAGCUUUUUUCCAGAAUACCUGACAGAGACGAGGAUAGUGCUGUCACUGCCAUUACCGGGGUACUAAUCAGCAAAGUUACAAUCAUAAUUUAGCUACAUGAAGAACAACAGUAAGGGAAAUCAGUUUAAAUAAUUAUAUGCUGUGUAUAGCACAGAAAUGAGAUUUUCACUAAAUUAAACAGGAAAUGGGAGGAGUUGGUGAGGGAAAGCCAACCUCAAAGACCAGCCACUUUCAGAUGUGAAUCAUAGGCUUUCUUGUUCUUUCUUUAUCAUUGUAUUGUAUUGAUUUUUUUAAUUCAGUUAGACCAUAGUAUUUAAAAUGUUUUGUGUUCUUUAUUUAUUUAGUUAAUUGGUUUUGAUCAGCUUUUUUAAACAGCAUGAUGAAUUUUUAGCAUGACACACUCCUGUAAGCCAUCUUCUGACUGUUACAGACUUUCUACUACCUCUACCAAUCUACUGUUUCCUCUCCUUAACAGGUUUUUACAGUGUUGCAGUCUAAUGUAACUUAGCCAAUAAAGGGUAUGAUUAUCUGUAUUGCAGAUUCUCAGUG